Messenger RNA from Bombyx mori (domestic silkworm), 6416 nucleotides. RefSeq names its product bicaudal D-related protein homolog. Lineage: Eukaryota; Metazoa; Arthropoda; Insecta; Lepidoptera; Bombycidae. The transcript has 9 exons. Bases 350 to 2116 code for a protein of 588 amino acids. The record is from RefSeq and is a predicted model, not a curated record.
GCAUCGCAACGCGUUCCGGCUCGGGAGGUUUCAUACAGCGUUGUUGUGACCGAUCCGUUGUCGAGGCAACAUCGGCGCUGUGGUUCGCGCCGCGCGUUUAUUGACAUAACAAUAUUAACCGCGAUACGUGCUCCGCGCUGUGCUGUGCUGUGUCAGUGUUGUGAAAAUGUUACCGUAACAUUAAAAUGGCAUUAAAAAAGGAUUUCGAUCUACCGAAGAACAUAUUCAAAAUCAAAAUCCCAAAAAACGUGAAAGUCCAACAGGCGUUCGAAAAAAUAUUCAAGAAGAGUAACUACACUAAAAUCGCGCAGAGUUAAUUCGGUUUGUUAACGUUUUUGUUUCAUGUUAAAUGGCCGGUGAGUUUAGUGCUUAUAAUAUCAGUAGAAGUAGAAAUUCCGAAAUAGAACCGCCCGAUCGUGACCAGUCCCCAAAUUUCAUAACCGAUGCCACUGAGUUUAUCGGUAAAGGUGAUAUAAGAAAUUCGACCCCAAUAAAGAAACACCGAAGAAGCAGAAGCAGAAGUGGCAACAGAAAGACCCCUAUAGCUCUCAGCUUGUCUGAUGAGAACUUCUAUGAAGAACUAGAGGAAUACGUCAGAGAAAUGUCGGCGGUUAGAGAUACAAGCGCGAAUAUGGACGCGAACACCGAGCAAGACGUGUGGACUCAACUACAGCAGAAGGAAUCUGACCUUCUGCUUGCUGCGGAACUGGGGAAGGCUUUGCUAGAGAAAAACGAAGAGCUAAAGAAGGAACAAGAAAGGAUCGCUGAGGAGUACUCCAAAAAAGUCGAGGAGUUGGAGCAGGAGAAACAUCUACUUCGACGGCGUCUGGACACCACCCAGGGAGAAUAUGAGGCCAGGAUUCUGGAACUUCAGAACGACAUUAAAGAACUAUCGGUCAAGAUUGAUACGAGAGAUACCUCUGUCAAACAGAGAGAUGAAGAAAAAGCUAGUCUGAUAGCUGAACUUACAGCGCAGAAUUCUCGCCUCACGGUCCAGUUGAAGGAGUCAUCAGCCACAGAAGCUCAACUGCUGGCCCAGCUGGAAGCCUUAAAAGAUCAAUGUUCCAUGAGGAAGACGGAUCUACAGGAUCACGUCCAAAGUCUACAGUCUUUGAAAUCUGAACUGGCGUUGGUCACUGACAAAAAGACAGACCUGGAACGAAGGCUUACUGGAUCGCUGAAGAACAAGGAGAACUUGAUGCAGCAGCUUGAUGAAGCUAACGACAGAAUCGCGGCCUUGGAGAGGCAAUUGAAAGAACAGGAGCAACUGUAUCGGAACACGUUGAAAGACUUGGAGCGUCUCCAACGCUCUCACGACACGUUGGCUGAACGGGUCGGAGCACCAGACCCGAUAGACUCAUCGGACACGGCCAGAUCCCUGCACGCGGAGAUGGAGACCGAGCCCGACGACCAGGACGACAGCUGGUUGAGGUCUGAAGCGGUGCAAGUCUACAAGCAGCUGAGGUCCUUGGCCUUGCAGCUGAAUACUGGACAUGAUGACGAUUCAGGUCUUCACUCCGAUUUAUCUAUUUCAUCCUUGGACGGAUACGAAGGAGAGACCCUGCGCCGUGGUGCUCUAGCAGCAGCCUGUGCAGAUGCGGUGGCUGCCUACGCUACCCUCGAAGGUUCUAGAGUCAGAGACUCCAUAGCCGCGCAUGCUCGUCGCGCCCUAGAAAGAGAAAGGCAGAUUGAUGAGAAGAACGAAAUCAUUGCUGAUUUAUCGGCCAAGCUGUCCGUAGCAGAAGUGGAAUUGCAGGCAGCCGCAGAAGAAAGAGAUAAGCUUCUAAACGACGCCAACUACAACAGUCUGCAGAACGACGAAGCUGUCACUCGCGCCAGACAAGAGAGAGACGAAGCCAUCGAAAGGAAAAAGACAGCUGAGGUGGCUCUGGCUAAGACCCGCGUGGAGUUGAUGCAAGCGAACAGUCAGCUUUACGAAGCCGUGCGUCAGAAGGUCGACCUUGGUCAACAGCUGGAACAGUGGCAGAUGGACAUGCAGGAACUUAUCGACGAGCAGAUGAAGCACAAGCUCACAUCGCAGGAGAAGAGGAGGAAGCUGCCGGAACAGCCUGCCCCUACCCGGACCUCGCGACUCCUUGGAUUUUUUCACCGGUGAUCUGUUGUACAGACCACAAAGCGCUCACCAAUGAAGCCAUAAAAACGACCAUCAUAUCAUUUAUGUAUUAUAUUUUAAUGAAACAGGACAGUUUCUCGGCAGUUUUAACGUCGCUACUGACAUUAUUGUAUCGAAGCGAUCUGUCAAACGUCAUACGCGCGUCGGCCAUCUUGUGCCUCACGGACGUCGCGACGACCGCGCGGGCUUUGAUUUGCGUUUUUAUUUUAUUUUUUAAAACGUGUGAUUUCUACACUUACGCAGUGAUAGCUAGUUUAAUUUUUAGAAUGUUAAUUAUCAAUUCAAUUAUUUUUAUUUUUUAAUUAUUUUACAUUUUUAUUUACGUAUUAUUUGCACUCGAAUGUUUGAUGGCUGAUGAAGACUUUAUGCGCGAUUUAAAAGAGCGAAAUGUACAACAGAUUUUUGAUGUUACGGACAUGGCGUAGUGGAAUGUUAAGGAAUAAAUGGCCCUUGAAUUUGACCUUCUCGAUACGGCCGUUUCGACUGCAUCUAUUGAGCUCAAUGCCUAGUUGCACGCGCCUGAGGGAUCAACUUGGUACAUCUCAAGCCGGCUAUAAAUACGAACGAUACGAAACAAUACGAAUAGUUGGUGAAUUGGUGAAAAAACAUGUUACCAUAAGCAAUAAUAACAUUAGUAUAGUGAAAACUAACCUUGUGAUUUUAGUGUUUCCUUGAGCUUGAGACUUAUUAAUGGCGGAUUAUUUAUCGUUUAGCAUAUGAAAAUGUGCACGAGCGCGGGAAUAUUAUACAAAACGCUGCCGAGUUCCAAAAAGUCCAUCGAGGCCUCAGUACCUGUCAUUCUACUGAGGAUUAUCAGGCCUAAAAGUCUAAUAACCGAUGGCCGUAAACAAUAAAAAAAUCCGCGUUAACUCAUUACUAACUUCAUUCGGUUACAUCAUCGCCAUUUCGUCAACAUUUAACAUCAUCUUCAAUACAAUUAUUUAACAGAGCAACGAGAAGAAUUAUAAUAGUGAUGACAUAAUUAUAAAACUUUCAGUUUCUUGAAAAAACAUCCUUAUCUAAUCGUUGGUAGCCUAAGGGACUGUUCCAACUACGACUACGACAACUAAAAAAACGAUACUUCGUUUAUCAAAUAUUAUUAUGACAUUGCGAUUAUACCCCUUGCACAACACCCUAUAUAUCAGUUUUGUAUGUCUUGUCAGUAUAACAUCUCGUGCUAGAAAAUACCCGAAGAUAAUAGCUAAGCGAAUAAUCACAGAUGUUCCCGUAGUUCACUAUCCCAUCAAAACAUCUAAAAAGACGGUUGACGUUGCGACUGCUUUGAAAACUCUUGAAAAAAUUAAAAAGAGAUAUGACGAUUUCCCGUCCCUCUCGCACCGUCACGUAACGAAAAAUAGACGCUUGGAAACGGUCCGUCAUCACACGUACUGUCUAAUCGCAAUGAAAAAUCAGUUUGCCGAUAUCUACAGGUCUGAUCUUAACUUAAAGUUGAAAAUCGUUUGUCAUACGCGCUACACGUCCGAAUGUCCAGGGUUUUUUUAUUUAUUAAUUGAAUAAAUCAAAAUGUACACUAAUAUAGUUUGACAGCUUUAAAUCUUAAAACAUUAUUCAUAAAACUUAAUGCAGUUUUUAAAACUUUAAUUCUUGCCUUUAAUAAAGGAUAGAAUACAUUUCAAAAAUCUUUCGAUUUAUAUUCAAUUCGGUUUAUUUACGAUUAUUUUUUUUGUAUUAAUUAAUAUAAUUUUUUGUAUGUUUGAUGUUUUGUUCAUUUUCUAAAUUACUAGUACCUUGACUGAAGGGACAGUGCACACAUAGACAUUAUUAACGAGAAAGUUUAAAAUUCAGCCAUUCGAAAUCGCUCUUAAAAAAAGCUUUGUAAAUAACACAUAAUAUUAGUUGAAAAAAAAUUAUUUUAUUGUAAUAUUAAUAUAGCCUAAGUAAAAUUCACUUGAAGUGAAAGAUUUUCUGGUGCACUUUAGUAUUUAGUAUUUAAAAUUAAAAUGUGAAAAACGUCAAAAGAAAAAGAACUGUCAAUGUGAUUGUGUAGUGGAAUUGUCACUUUAUCUGUCAUUUGUAUAUUUUUGAAAAUAAACUUCUGCACUUCUUGAUCUUUUUCUUUUGACGUAACAAUUUUUACCAUAGAACAUACACAUUGGAAAGGUAGCCAUAUGUAUUUUACCGUUAUAAAAUAAAAUAAACAUGAUCUGUCGGACAUAGAAUAAUGUAAUUAGUUUAUUAAUGAAUUUUAAUUACUACACACACGAAAAUUUUAAAAUAAUUAGUUAUAAAUGAAAUAUUAACAAUUGUUUUGCAAUUUAAUAAUACUGUGCCUUAAACGUACCUGGCCUUUUGCGUGCCUUUGUAUAGAAGAAAAGAGUAAAAGUACUUAAAAAUAUGUGCAAAAACUAUUUUAAUUUUAGACAACAAUAUUUACAAUAUUUAGACUUUAUAACAAAAUUUAAACCGUGCUCAACUUCAAAAAUUGCUCACACAAUAAAAAAGAAGAAAUAUAUAGACUAGCAAAAUAAAAUAGCUUAACAGCUGUCAAUAACGACAGAUGUCAAUCAGAGAAACUUUUUUGUUGAAACGUUAUUGCCUAUAUAACACAUCUUUUUGCUUUAUGAACUCAUAACAAUAACUAUUAAUUAUUAAGACUGAAAUAAUAAUGAUAAUAUGAUUCUUAAAAUGCGUUUAUGUACGGCAAAGUUGCAUUUUGCAGAACUGUAUUUUUUUUCAUAAUAUUGCACAAAAGUAAGCAUUAACUAUAUUAUGUUCUUUGUCAAUGCGAAUAAAAAUAGUAGCAAUUGCACAACACAUAACACACGCACUUAAAAGUAUGGAUAGAAGAAUUGUCAUUGAUGAUAGUAUUACUUAUUAUUGUUCCAUAGUAGAAUACCCACAUAAUGUCACAUGAACUGACCACUAGCUAAUUGCAAACAAACGUUACAGUUUUUUGGUAGAAAAAUUAUAUAAGUUUGUAAAACAAUGUUGCUACAGUAAGUUAAUUUUUUUUUUUUUGUUUCAAUAUUGUCUAUUGAUUUUAACGAGUAAUAUUAAAAUAGUUGAAUAAAAUUAUUACUUUUACGAAUUUUAUCAAUUAACCAAUGGCUUCAUAUCAAUGAGAAUUGAUUUAAAGGGGCAUUUAAUAUAAAAUUAUCAAGCGAUCGCUUUUAUUAUGACUUUUUUUUACAUUAGUAAGUAAAAACGGGCAUACAUUAAGUUUUUAAUGAUCAUAUUUUAGUUUGCUAUCUACUGAACACUUUUUUAACUAACAAUUUUACUGUCGUCAAUUUAGUAACAUGCAGUCGAGUAUAGAGUAUAGAGUACAAGUAGAGUCUGUGGUACCCUAUUAACAGCUUAAAGCUGGUGUUGUCAGCUAUAUGGAUAGUUUAUCGAUGGGCUGGCAACAGUAACAGUAUAUAUCUAUAGCGUGAAAUCUGGUAAUACUGUAAUUUCUUCACUUUUCAAAAUUACUUUAACGUUCCAAUUUUUCCUGUUUAUUUUUGUAAUUUUAUUAAUUCCGAAAACUUACGAUAUUUACACACAUGGCGAAUAUCAAGAACAGUUGUGUACAGAAAUCUUUAGUAAAAAUAAAAUUAAUAGUUUGUCAACACGCUCUUGACUACGGCGCCAACCAUUCUGUCAACUGUCAAAUCAGGUUUUAGAGUAAAUCCAAAAACUGACUAAGGAAAAUAAAUUUAUACCACGCACAGUCUGCGAGGCUAUUGAAAAACAUUCUUCUCUAUUUAACAAACACUAUUAGACUAGAUGGUUGGCGCUUAUUUUAAAAUCUGAGAUCUUUUUAUCGUGACCGUAUUUUAUCAUUACCAAGUUUUACGCUUUUGCCAGCAAUUUUCUGCUGAUUUUGUUACUGAUUUCCAAGGAAACCUGUGGGCAGAAGUGAUUAUUUACACUCCUCAAAUCCCUGAUGUUGCUAUAAAUGAAAAUUCAAUUACACACACAUUUCCCAAACGUUAAAAUAUGCUUUUUGCCUUCAUUUGACUAUAAGAAAGUCUGUGUUUUUUACACGUAAGUGUAAUCUCUGUAAGUGCGAACCAUGUUUUACCGAUCAACUCGAAUUACAAUACAUUCUAACUUCGUGAUAAACAAAAGGAUUACAAUAAAAAAGUAAGAGUCAAUUGAAAAUGAUAUUGUAUUAAAAAGUGUAGGUAGUUAAUUAAAAAAAAAAGUGUACUUAACAGCACCGAUAAUGAGUACUUAAUUAAAUAAUAAUAAUUUUUAUAAUAAGAUCUAUAUAUGUAUCAUGACUAUACACUACAUUGUAAUUUGUUUGUGGAGUUUAAUAAAUAAUAAUAAAAUG